Molecule: messenger RNA, 3128 nt
Organism: Arachis duranensis
Lineage: Eukaryota; Viridiplantae; Streptophyta; Magnoliopsida; Fabales; Fabaceae
Product: protein STRUBBELIG-RECEPTOR FAMILY 3-like
Biological process (GO): protein phosphorylation
Molecular function (GO): protein binding; ATP binding; protein kinase activity
Source: RefSeq, a predicted model, not a curated record
UCUUUCUUUCUUUCACCUUUUGAAUCUUUGAAGCAACGUUUAUUAUAUCUUCUUCACUUGAGCUCUCUCUAAUUGUUACUUCUUUGCUCAGUUAUCACUAAUCAACUCAAAUUGUUCUCAGCAUUUUUGCCAACCUUCUUCUGCUAUUCACUAUCUCCACAAAGUUCUUGUAGGAUCAGGUGAUUGUGUUGGAGCUUGUUGUGGACUUGGUUCUUCAAUCUGGGAGGAUGUUUUUAUAAUUGUGUUUGUGUAUAAGAGAGGGAGUGCUCUGAAUUAUAAGGUUGAGCUUUGGAUCAAGAAUGGGUUGGAAGAGAUCUGAUUUUAUGGUCAAGAGAGUGAUGAAGAUCUAUGGAGAAGUUUUAUUGGGAUUCUUGUUGAUCUGCACACUUCAGUUUUCAAGUGCAGACACUGAUCCCACUGACGUUGCUGCAAUUAAUAGCUUACAUGUUGCAUUGGGAUCUCCUCCUAUCCCUCUGUGGUCAUCUAGUGGGGGAGAUCCAUGUGGACAAGGGUGGCAAGGAGUUCAAUGUAAUGGUACAUUCAUACAAAAGAUAGUUCUGAAUGCCGCAAACUUGCAAGGAGAACUAGGCGAUAAUCUGGCGAAUUUCGUUUCCAUCUCAGUAAUUGAUCUAAGCAACAACAAUAUUGGGGGAAGUAUUCCAUCCAAUUUGCCAGUUACACUGAGAAACUUUUUUCUUUCGGCCAACCAGUUCACCGGAAGUAUUCCGGCCUCUUUAUCCUCAUUGACUGGACUGACAGACAUGUCCCUUAACGAUAAUCAUUUAAGUGGAGAAAUACCAGAUGCAUUCCAGUCACUUCCGCUGUUGAUCAACUUAGAUUUAUCUAAUAAUAAUUUGAGUGGGGAAUUGCCUCCGUCAAUGAGAAAUUUGUCAUCAGUGACCACACUAAACUUGCAGAAUAAUCAACUCUCCGGGACCCUUGAUGUUUUACAAGACCUUCCUCUUAAAAAUUUGGAUGUUUCGAACAAUCAGUUUGCUGGUCCAAUACCUCCGAAGUUGCUGAGCAUCCCUAACUUCAGACAAGCUGGAAACCCAUUCAAUGUUGUUAACUCUACUGCACCAGUUACUUCUCCACCUCGUUCCCCAGUGGCCGCACCACCAGGAACACCGGUUCCUAAAACACCAGCUUCUGGAACACCAUCUUCUGGAACGCCAUCUUCUGGACGUGGACCUCCUAAACAAGCUGAUGGACCAACUGCAGCUAAGGAAUCAAGUUCCGGGAAAUCGAAAAAACACACCAAAAGGGUGGUUUGGAUAGUUAUUGCUAGCAUAUUGGGAUUCAUUAUAUUGUUACUAGCACUCAUUCUCUUUUUGCCAAGAUGUGCCAGAAGGGAGCGGGAAGACAGAAGGUCCAAGAGACAUCAAAUUGGUGCAUAUGGAGGUGACAGACCACAUUCUAGGGAUCAUGGGGCUUUGGUCCCACCGCCUAGUCAAACAGAGAAAGGGGAUAUUCGAAGACCCAAAGAGGAUCACCAUGUGGAAACCAGGGCACUGGCGGCCAUUCCAAAGACUCAAGAUGAGCAAGAUAAAAAUAUGCAAAGAAUGACUUCAAUAGACAUGAGUACAAUCGAUGUCUAUUCCAUGCCUCCUCCUCCUCCGCCGCCACCUCCCCCUCCACCACCUCCUCCUCCCCCUCCACCACCACCUCCUCCAAUUCGUUCCCCAAUACGUUCAGUUCCUCCUCCCACUUUUGCAAAAUUUUUUAGUAUUGCAUCCCUUCAACAGUAUACAAAUAGUUUCUCUCAAGAAAAUCUUAUAGGAGGUGGCAUGCUGGGCACUGUGUAUAGGGCAGAGCUUCCUAAUGGGAAGGUACUUGCUGUGAAGAAGCUUGAAAAGAGAGUUUGUGAUAACCAGAAGGAGGAGGAUUUUCUUGAAUUAGUGAAUGGCAUUGAUAGAAUACGACAUGUAAAUAUCGUCGAGCUUAUUGGGUACUGUUCGGAGCAUGGUCAAAGGCUUUUGAUAUAUGAGUAUUGCAGUAAUGGAUCACUCUAUGAGGCACUUCACUCAGAGGAUGAAUUCAAAACAAGACUCUCAUGGAAUGCUCGCAUCCGGAUAGCACUUGGGGCGGCUAGGGCCCUAGAGUAUUUGCAUGAGCAAUGUCAGCCAGCUGUGAUUCACAGAAAUUUCAAGUCUGCUAACAUUCUUCUUGACGAUGACCUAUCAGUGCGUGUAUCUGAUUGUGGGUUGGCUCCAUUAAUAGCUUCCGGAUCUGUCAGUCAGCUAUCCGGACAACUGCUAACAGCUUAUGGCUAUGGAGCUCCGGAAUUUGAAUCAGGAGUUUACACAUACCAAAGUGAUGUUUACAGCUUUGGAGUAGUUAUGUUAGAACUUUUGACUGGCCGUCAGUCCCAUGACAGGAAGCGACCUCGAGGGGAGCAGUUUCUGGUCAGAUGGGCAGUUCCCCAACUCCAUGAUAUUGAUGCAUUGUCGAGCAUGGUUGAUCCUUCUUUGAGUGGAGAGUACCCCACCAAAUCAUUAUCAAAUUUCGCAGACAUUAUUUCUCGAUGCCUUCAGUCGGAGCCAGAAUUUAGGCCAGCAAUGUCAGAGGUCGUCUUGUACUUAUUGAACAUGAUAAGGAAGGAGUCCCAGCAAAGUGAAUCAGAUGAAAUAUGAGAAUGGUAGUGAUGUUUGAUCUUGAAUUCAUGUGCAAAGAUUUACAUUUACCUGCCAAAUAUAAGGUAUUAAUAAUAUACAUGUCAUCUAUUGGUGGCUCAAUUAGAUGCCUCCAUGUUCCAUUUCUUCCAUGCUAACCUAUUCAACAUUCACAUUCCAAAAGCCUCAGAAAUUCAUAGUCACAAACCCUCCUCACAUGUGUGGUCAUAUUCAUAUAUACAUGAUAUUUCAUAGUUCAUUGAAACCUUUUUAGUGUUUUAGUGCUGUGCUUAGUGUGCUAACCCCACCCAUUUGUUUGGUAGUUGUUUCCAAAUUCUUAAAAGUGUAAUGUAGGUCAAAGUUGUGCAUCCUUUUUUAUGUGUACAUUGAUAAUGGAAUUUUGAUAUUCAAUUGUACCAAAUCAUUAAGCAUCAUUGUAAUAAUUUUCUAAUAAUGAUAUUGUUCUUUGUAACCUAUAUAAAAAAGCAGCAUCUAGUAGUCGGUUUUUUGUUUUAA